Messenger RNA from Chironomus riparius, 1365 nucleotides. The record is from the annotation of a GenBank genome assembly. Lineage: Eukaryota; Metazoa; Arthropoda; Insecta; Diptera; Chironomidae.
UGAUUUUGUAGAAUGCAUCACUGAUAAAAUAGAUAAAGAACUUCCAUGCGCGAUGACAAAGUCAAUAGAUGUAGUUUAGUCGACGAAAAUUGUUCAUUCGUUUCUCUGAUUUCAAAGUGAGAGGUUGAUUUUAAUAGAAAAUUCUUCCAUAAAAAAGAAAAAUCAAUUAAAAAAGAUAUUUCAAAAGUAUUUAACAGUGGAAAGUUAAGAAUUGAUAAAAGUACGAUCAAAUCGAGUAAAAGUUUUGUGAAAAACGCGAAAGUAAUAUAAUUAACUUAAAAAAAUAGAAAUUAGUGUAGAAACCUAAAAGUUGCAAUUUUUCGAUAGAUUAAAGCAAAAUGGCCGAUCAAUUAACAGAGGAACAGAUUGCUGAAUUCAAAGAAGCAUUUUCAUUGUUCGACAAAGACGGUGAUGGAACAAUCACAACAAAAGAAUUGGGAACUGUGAUGAGAUCGCUUGGUCAAAAUCCAACAGAAGCCGAACUUCAAGACAUGAUCAAUGAAGUUGAUGCGGACGGAAAUGGAACAAUUGAUUUCCCUGAAUUCCUUACCAUGAUGGCUCGUAAAAUGAAAGAUACUGAUAGUGAAGAGGAAAUUCGGGAAGCAUUCCGCGUAUUUGAUAAAGACGGCAAUGGCUUCAUCUCUGCAGCAGAAUUGCGCCAUGUAAUGACAAACUUGGGAGAAAAAUUAACAGACGAAGAAGUCGAUGAGAUGAUUCGUGAAGCAGAUAUCGAUGGUGAUGGACAAGUUAAUUACGAAGAAUUUGUCACCAUGAUGACAUCAAAGUGAGCUCCUGUUUUGAGUGUACGUCGUCAGCCUUUGAAUACACAACACUAUUACAAUUAUAAAACUAUGAAAAACUGUAAUAUGAUCUAUCAAUAUUUUGUUCUGUAAAAAAAGAAGCUAUGGGAAAAGGCCACAUAAAUACCAUCACAUGUAAAAUUUUUCGCAUUUUCUAUAUGUGCUUCUUAAUAAUACAACAAAAAGUAACAUUUUAAAGCGGAUAAUCGCACUUUAUUUUAUAAUUUUUCAUUUCUAAACGUUUCAGUUAAAAUAUGGUUAAAUAUUUUUAAAAUAAUAUUUAAUAAAUAUGUACUAAAAUUUGUUGAAACAUUUUUCAAGCAAAACUAUUUGAGAUUUGCAAAAAAUAUACUUAUUUAAAUAACAAGAAAAAAGAAAAAAAACUAUCGCUAUAAAUUUAAAGAUAAAAAGAAAUAAUAGCAAAGUAAGAGAAUUGAGAGAAAAAAAAAUUUAAAAAAAAUCCACUGUAUCUUUUGAAAAAAAAUUGCAAAUUUAAUCAAGCUUUCACACCUCUCACCCAGAAAUCUGUACUUUUCAAAAUUAAAUAAAUAUGAUUCAGUUCAAA